This is a messenger RNA of Anneissia japonica, 8310 nucleotides long. RefSeq names its product MAM and LDL-receptor class A domain-containing protein 2-like. Gene Ontology annotation, cellular component: membrane. The record is from RefSeq and is a predicted model, not a curated record. Lineage: Eukaryota; Metazoa; Echinodermata; Crinoidea; Comatulida; Comatulidae. The transcript is spliced from 54 exons. The coding region runs from base 374 to 8224 and encodes 2616 amino acids. Gene Ontology annotation, molecular function: protein binding.
AGAUCCGCCAUCUGCUUGUGAUUUUGUUUGCAAUGAUGGAACUGAGUUGUGUAUCCCAAGCUACCAAGUGUGUGAUUUUGUCAAUGACUGCGGCAACAGUGCUGAUGAAGUGGAUUGUGGCCAUAUAUGUACAUUUGAAGUGGACCAGUGCAACUGGGGUCAGAGUAGUGACAGUGAAUUCUACUGGCAGAGAUACAGAGGUGCUACACCAACAGAGAACACAGGCCCAGCUUACGAUCACACUUUGCUAACUGCUUCAGGCUGGUACCUGUACGUAGCUGCUGGAAAUGGUGCAAGCUCUGCCUACGCCUCCUUGUAUGCCCCAGAAUACCACAACUCAGCUGCCAGCUGUCAAGCCCAGUUCUGGUACCACAUGAAAGGCGACCCCAUCGGUACCCUACGCGUCUACUUGGAUGAACAAUACUAUCUUCUAGUUCCGUGGCAGAUUAGCGGUGAUCAGGGUGAUAGGUGGAACCUAGCCUCUGCCCCACUUGGAAGAAUAACAGGAACAUUCAGGGUUUGGAUCCAAGCUGAGAGGAGCUUUGAUACCUUAGGUGAUAUAGCCAUUGAUGAUAUAUCAUUUUCUAGAUGUGCACUUCCAGCCGUUGGUGAUGGAACUUGUUCAAGCAAUCAAUUCCUGUGUACUAGGCAGGCUUGUAUUGAUGAGACUCAUGUAUGCGAUUUCUCUGAUGACUGCGGUGACUAUUCUGAUGAGGCUUCAAGUCUCUGUACCAAUUAUGACAGAUGUAACUUUGAGCGUGGUUUCUGUGAUUGGACACAACUGAAAACCGAUGAAUUUGAUUGGUCAAGAACUAGGGGUGUUUCAGAUGAUGGCCUUGCCACUGGACCACUCAGAGAUCACACAGUUGGAACAUCAUCUGGUUUUUACCUCUACACCGAUGCCAGCUCUCCAAGGGUCAAAGGUGACAGAGCCAAACUUGCCAGUCCUAUCUACAAGAGAGUACAAAAUCCUGGAAAUUGCCAUUUCCGUUUCUGGUUCCAUAUGUACGGUGAGAACAUUGAUACCUUGAAUGUGUAUAGCCGAAACGCCGUCAACGGACCAGUGACCCUACUGUGGUCACGGUCUGGACAUGUUGGAGACUACUGGGAAAGAGUUGACCUUGACCUAAGGAGUAACAAUGACUUCCAGAUUGUAUUUGAAGGUAUCCGAGGUAAUGGACCCAAUGGGGACAUAGCCAUUGAUGAUACUUCAUUUACUCCUGGUUGUCAGAGAGCGUCCGGGUCUUUACCAAUCAUGACAACGCUGGCAGUUCCUACGGGACCAACGAUAGGACCUUGUGGCUCCGGACGAUGGCAGUGCGGAAGUGGAGAAUGUAUCUUUACUGGUCAAAUCUGUGAUUGGAAUGUUGAUUGUUCAGACAAAUCUGAUGAGGCCGUGUGUGGUCCAUGUGAUUUUGAGAGUGGAAUGUGUGGUUACGCUGAUGUCAGCACUGGAUAUUACGAAUGGCAGUUUCAACUAGGUGGAGACACUGAAGCACCCUCUACAGACCAUACCACCGGUAGUUUUAGUGGGCACUAUAUGAAGGUCGCUCCCGGCAAUGGUAUAUUUAUGGCGUCAGCUUACCUGCGCUCACCUGUCCUACCUGGCAGUAGUGAAGAUUGUAUGCUGACCUUCUGGUAUAUCUACUCGGUGACUACGGAUGACUUUGAAUUCAAUAUUCAGGUAUUGGAUGCCAGUGAUGUUAGCAACUCUUACUAUGUGUGGUACCCAGUUGGUAAAACAGGCACCGUGUGGCAGAAGGCUUCAGUAGGCCUAGGAAGAAUCAAUAUGAAUUUCAUGACUUCUUUUGAAGGUUACUUAGGAGAUGUAAUUGACAUCAUUGCUGUUGAUGACAUCACAUAUGAAGGUUGCUCAUUGGGUGAUUUUGUUGGUCCAUGUGAAUUCCAGUGCAGCAAUGGACUCUACUGUCUGCCUAACAGUUUUCUGUGUGACUAUAGUGAUGAUUGUGGUGACAAAUCAGAUGAACAGAGUUGUGCGGCAUACAUAGAAAGAUGUGACUUUGAAACAGAAUUGUGUAAUUGGAGCCAAGAUUCAGAUGAUGACUUUGAUUGGACUUGGAUAUCUGGUGAAGUGGGCGGUCAAGGAGAGGCACCUGAUGUUGACCAUACAACCAAUACACCAUAUGGUAAAUAUUUGUACCUUGAAACUGAGUUUUCAAACACAGAUGAGAAAGCUAGGCUGAGUAGUAAGGUGUUUGAUCCAGUACCAUCAGAGAAGUCAUGUCUGAUGCGUUUCUACUAUCAUAUGUACGGAUCAAACGUCAACCGACUGACAGUGUACAAGCGAACGUCACAAACAGACUUCCCAACCAGUAUGUGGAGCAUGACAGGAUCGCAGGGAGAUGCAUGGCUGAGGGCAGAAGUUGAUUUCACAAUGGGUACAAAAUUCCAGGUUGUGAUUGAAGGUGUUGGUGGUCCUGGCCGAUUUGAAGAUGAUAUCGCUAUCGACGACAUAUCAUUCACACCCGACUGCAGCUUGGAUCCAACAAACACGCUUCCAAUAACCAUUACUCCAACAAGUGGUCCUAACUGUACCGCUGGAUACCAACCAUGUAAGAAUGGCACAUGUCUACCAUACACAGACUUCUGUGAUUUCAAACAUGAUUGUUAUGAUGGAUCAGAUGAAGAAGAGUGUCCCUCUACUUGUAGUUUUGAAUCUGGGCUCUGUGGCUGGUCCCAGGUAGAUAGUGACGAUUUCGAUUGGUCAAUUAAAGAUGGUACACCUCCUAAAGAUUUCAACGGUCCAGUCAAUGACCAUACAUACAACAGUCCUAAAGGGGUGUACUUGUAUGUCGAUGGAACUACCACAAGACCAGAUCAGCGUGCCAAACUUAUCAGUCCUCUCUACCGAUUGGCUGGCCUAGAGUGUGAGUUCAGCUUCUGGUACUACAUGUUCGGUGUUGAGUACGGCGACCUUGAGACCUAUAUAAAAACCACUGACAAGGAUAGGCAACUGGCAAAGGUUUCUGAUGGCCUACCAGACUACAAUGUAUGGCAGAAAGAAGUGGUGAAGAUCGAUCAAUGUACAAGAGAUUUCCAAAUUUACAUUGAUGCAGAAGAUCGACUUGUAGCUUCAAUAUCAAAUGGUUUCGCAAUUGAUGAUAUAAGAUUUGAUAACUGUGCAUACAAGCUUCCACCAGAGAUUGGUCAGUGCUUGACCGAUGAACGUCAGUGCAGCAGUGGACAUUGUUAUCCCCUCUCGGCAAAAUGCGACUUCAAACCGGACUGUUGUGAUGAAACUGAUGAACAAAACUGUCAGGAUUAUCAUCAAUGCAAUUUUGAGUCUAACAUGUGUGAUUGGGAACAGCUUACCAGUGAUGAAUUUGAUUGGACAAGACACCAAGGCUCCACGGGUUCAAGUUCUACUGGGCCUGAUAGAGAUCAUACGUUGGAUUCAUCAUCAGGCUGGUACCUUUAUAUUGAAACAUCUAGUCCAAGAUUGAAUGGAGACAGAGCAAAGAUAGCUAGCUAUGUCAUUGACAAAAUAGUACACUGUUCUCUGCGCUUCUGGUAUCACAUGCGAGGAGACCAUAUCGGCACCUUGAAUGUCUACACCCGUACGAUGGUUAAUGGUCCAAUGAAUUUGGAAUGGAGUAUGGGAGAAGAUAAAGGCAAUUCUUGGCACUUUGCAUCUAUUGUUGUCAAUAGCAGAACUGAAGACUUUCAGUUUGUAAUUGAAGGCGUCAGAGGUUCGGAAUACCAAGGGGAUAUUUCAUUGGAUGAUAUAUCUUUCACUCCUGACUGUGAACCUGCGGCAGAAGAUUUGCCUGUUAUGACAACACCUGUACCUACCAAAAUCACUACAAUGCCAGAUGUGUGCCGGAAUCCGUUGAAGUUCCAGUGCCGUGACUAUACAUGUAUUGACAAAGAACAGCGAUGUGAUUUCAAGACACAGUGCCCAGACAGAUCAGAUGAACUUGGGUGUCCAACGUCUUGUACUUUUGAGGAUGAUAUGUGUGGCUAUGUUGAGCAGACUGAUGAUAAAUUUGAUUGGCACCGAGCCAACGGAUUGGAUACAGUGUCCACGCCAGGUGUUGCCCCCAGAAAUGAUCACACAACAAGUGGAAAUAGAGGCUACUAUUUAUACGUGGCACCUUACGGGCAAACAUCACUUGACCAAGUUGCUGAUAUCGUCGGACCACAAUACACGUCCGCUUCAGACGACUGCCGAAUCAGUUUCUGGUACAUAAUCACAGGAACCAAUACUGGGAGUUUGAAGCUCUCGAUACUUGACCCGGAAUCUUUUGACGAGACUCUUCUGUUUUAUGAACGAACUGGCCGCGGUAGUGAAUGGGUACAGAUGACAGUAGGUUUAGGCAGACGAAAGGAUCCAUACAGACUACGCUUUUCAAAGGAACGUAACAUCAACUACCAGGGAAUAAUAGCAUUGGAUGAUGUUGAGUUCUUCAACUGUCACCUACCAGACCCUGUGCCAUCCUGUGAUACCACCAAGUACUUCUGGUGCGACAACAAAGCUUGUAUUGACAAGAACAAAGUGUGCGAUCUUGCUGACAACUGUGGCGAUGGUUCGGAUGAGAAGCUGCAAAUGUGCACAACUUCUUUAUACAAACGUUGUGACUUUGACAAAGACUUUUGUGACUGGACACAAGCAGAAGAAACUGACGAAUUUGAUUGGCUGAGAAACAACGGUCCGACGAACUCUAUUGACAGUGGGCCUUCACGCGAUCACACCACAGGAACCAGUAAAGGCUUUUAUGUGUACAUUGAUCCUGCUAUCAACCAAAACUAUUUGGAAGCUGCAGAACUUCUAAGUAGGAAGUUCCAAGGAGUGGUACUAAGCGGAGACUGCAAGAUGCGGUUCUUCUACCACAUGUUUGGUGACCACAUUAGCACCCUGUCUGUGUCCACUCGUAUCUAUAAAGACAGUAACAGAAAUGAACAACUUGAGUGGUCACUGUCUGGCAGUCAAGGAGACUUCUGGGAAAGAGCCGAAGUGACACUAUCAAGGACUAUAGAUUUUAAGGUUGUGAUCAGGGCCGAUGUAGGUGAUCAAGUACAAGGCGACAUUGCAAUUGAUGAUGUGACAUUCACGCCAGGCUGUGUACCAUCAACAGGUGACUUGCCUAACACUCCACCCACUGUGCCAUCAUUAAGGACCACACCUACACCAACGCAACAUCCAUCCUGUACUCCAUCUGAAACGUUCUGCACACCAGAUAACAAAUGCAUCCCACCGACAUUGCAGUGUGACUUUAAGAACGACUGCUCAGACGGGUCAGAUGAAUUAAUGUGUGUAUCAACAUUUUGUGAUUUUGAAACCGACUUCUGUGGCUGGGAGGUAAGCAACAGUAUGAAGCGGGACACUGUUUCAUUUGUGUUUGUUCGUGGCCAAGGAGCUAGUGCAACCGAUGAUGAUUACAGACCUGGAACAGAUCACACACUUGGCACUCCUUUAGGCUAUUACCUGUAUGCUGAUGGUUCCCCAGGGGACAGGGGAGACACUGCUUAUAUUGGAUCACCAAUCAUACAGCGUACUGGCACAGAAUGUAUACUGGAGUUCUAUUACGUCGUCAGUGGAGCAAAUGUUGGUUCGCUGCGAGUGUACACUGUAUUCGAUCUUGACUUUAAGGAGAGAUGGUUCAUUGGUGGAUCACAAGGCUCCGAUUGGCAGAAGGCUGAAGUUUUUAUUGGUGCUGAAAUUGAAAUUAGAGUUGUGAUUGGAGCAACAAGAGGAGCAACAUUCCGUGGAGAUUACACUGUUGAUGAUAUUAAAUUUAUCAACUGUGCUCCACCAGAAAUUACUGGUGAUGCCUGCAAAUCAACUGAAUUCCAUUGUAGCAAUGACUAUUGUGUUGAUUACAACAAGGUCUGUGAUUACAACAACGACUGUGGCGACAACUCUGAUGAAAGCCAUUGCACUGCUUACCCAGGCCGAUGUGAUUUUGAGUUGAAUUUGUGUUCUUGGCAUCAGGAACUAGAUGACCAGUUUGACUGGACUCUUAGGACGGGCAGUACAGGAACCAUUGGUACAGGACCAACUAAUGAUCACACGCUUAAGUCAAAUAAUGGUCAUUACAUCUAUAUUGACACUUCAUGGCCUCGUCAAGAGAACGAUGUUGCCCGCCUUGGUAGCCCCACAUUCUCUGCGCUAACUGGAUCCAAAUGUAGGGUUCGUUUAUGGUACCACAUGAAUGGACCAGAAGUUGGUAUGCUUUCUGUAUACCGAAGGACGUCAUACACCAGUUCCAACGGACUGGUACAGAUCUACCAUCUAAUUGGAGCACAAGGAGAUUACUGGAAGCUAUUAGAUGUAGCAGUAGGUGAAGUUGGAGUGGCUUUUGAGAUUGUCCUUGAAGGAGUGAAGGGUUCUGGAAACCAAGGUGAUAUCGCUAUUGACGAUGUAUCAUUUACAACAGAUUGUAUAACAGGGGGUGAAGUUCCAGGAUCUCCGCAUUACAAUGACACAAACCUCUACUGUAGCGACGGUCGAUUUGCUUGCGCCACCGGAAAUCAAUGCUACGAAACUUCUCGUCGCUGUGAUUUCAUCUAUGAUUGUUCUGAUGGAUCAGAUGAAAAAUCUUGUGGAACGACAUGUGAUUUUGAGUAUGGCAUGUGUGGUUGGCAGAAUUCAAAGUCUGAUAAUGGUGACUGGACGAUGGGUCAAGGUAGUUCCAGCCGUCUCAACACUGGUCCAGAAGAAGAUCACAACCCUGGAACUAAGCUAGGACACUAUUUGUAUAUUGAUACCAGUACACUGAUUGACAAUGCUAACAAUGAGAAAGCUCAACUCCAGACACUUCCCUACCAUCACUCAAGCUCUAAGUGCAGUCUCUCUUUGUGGUAUCACAUGCUUGGAAGCAGUAUCGGAACACUCAAUGUGUACCUUAAAACCGACAGCAGCUCCAGUAAGCUUUUCUCUGUCUCUGGAGACCAGGGUGAAGAUUGGAAGACAACUGGGAACAUUGAGAUUGGCCAUCAGGAAGACUUUGUGGUCAUUAUUGAAGCUAUUCGCGGUGUCACUAUCACUGGAGAUAUUGCCAUUGAUGAUAUUCUUUUCGCAAGUUGUCCAGUUGCUAACUAUAUUGGAGACUGCCGCAGUGAUGAGUUUACAUGUAAAGAUGGAACCUGCGUUGACCUUGAUCAUGUAUGUGACCUCGGAAAUGACUGCGCUGGUGGAGAAGAUGAAGAUGACUGUCCACUUCAUGAAGGAGAUUGCACAUUUGAGUCACCGUUUGAGCAGAGUUGUAGUUGGAUACAGCUGGAAGGAGACCAAUCUGAUUGGUCACAAGGAAAAACAACCCCAACUCAAGGCACAGGUCCAGACUCCGACCACACACCAAGUUCCAAUGGUGGCUCUUUUCUAUAUGCUAGCUCAGUUGAUCUACAGAAAGGUGACCUUACAUGGGUUGCAACACCAUCUUUCCCAGCUAGUAAGAACAGUUGCAUAAUGCGAUUCUGGUACAGCAUGAAUGGCCCCGACAUGGGAGGACUACGGUUGUAUACCAUGGCAGUUGAUAAUGGCUUCAAACUGCUACAAUGGGAGUUGGUAGGUAACCAAGGAGAUGGUUGGAAGUAUGGAAAGAUCAACAUUGACAACAACCAGGAAUAUCGGGUGGUCUUUGAAGCCAUCACUGGUUAUGGAGAACUCUCUGACAUAGCUAUUGAUGAUGUCACCUUUACAGCAGGCUGUAGAGACCCAGAUGCACUUUUACCAACACAUUACCCCGGACCCUGUGAUUGGAAUCACUUUUUCUGUCCCCGCGACCAAGUUUGCAUUCCGUUGGAUUGGGUGUGUGAUGGAAAGGUUGACUGCCCAGGAGAUCUGGCUGACGAACCAGCGGAUAUCAGUAACUGCCCAAACAAUACCAGAUCAACAGAGGAACCAUUCAAUGGAAAUAAUGAAGCUGUAUUUAUUGCUAUUGGAGUUGUGGCAGCCAUUUUGCUGGUUAUCAUAUUGAUUUUAGUUGCUUAUAUGAUUCUGAAGAGAAAACAACAGAAACGUUUUGGUGACAUUACAAAAAUAGGUAAACCUGGCCUAGACAAUCCCGUGUAUGGAACAGAGUCAUUUGGAGAACCACUUACUGAUUUUGCCAUGAGUGAUGUUGACACGUCCAUGUUUGUAGGAGAACCAUACACACCAGCUGCAUCAUCAUCUUCAUCAUCGAAAACUGGUUUUGACAAUGUACUUUAUGGAGAAGCUGGAAAUGUCAAAAAAAUGAAUGAUGAUGAAACAUUAGCAUAAUAAUAAUCAGAUCAAUUAAAAUGUCUUAUUAAUAAAUUAAAAACCUUAUGAAAAUAAUAUAUUAUUAUAAAAUGUCUUUUAUCUUA